Molecule: messenger RNA, 4261 nt
Organism: Poecilia latipinna (sailfin molly)
Lineage: Eukaryota; Metazoa; Chordata; Actinopteri; Cyprinodontiformes; Poeciliidae
Product: phosphatidate phosphatase LPIN2
Exons: 20
Coding region: 242-3262 (1006 amino acids)
Biological process (GO): fatty acid catabolic process; positive regulation of transcription by RNA polymerase II; cellular response to insulin stimulus
Cellular component (GO): nucleus
Molecular function (GO): phosphatidate phosphatase activity; transcription coactivator activity
Source: RefSeq, a predicted model, not a curated record
GGAGUAGAGCGUUGUCGUCUCUUAUGAUCCAGUUUAGCUCAGCUCUGCGGACUUUCAGAACUUUGUCUCUAAGGUGUCCGACCUGCCAGUAUGUAGGCCGACAUUCACAGAGACACGCUGCGCGUCAUCAGCGUUGCGAGGCAGUGGAGCAGAAUGAGAAACAAGAUUCUGAGGAUCCUCAGAUGAACAUGGUGGCAACAUUUCCUGAGACAGUUUGUGAGUUCAUAAAGUGGAAAAGCUGAUGGCGGAGAGGCGGUCAGGGCAACCUGGCUGGAUUGAGAGGGAACAUCUGCAUCCUUCUCUCUGGUCACAGACCAUGAACAUUGUGGGCCAGCUAGCAGAGACCGUGUUUGUCACAGUGAAGGAGCUGUACCGCGGCUUGAACCCGGCCACCCUGACCGGUGGGAUCGAUGUCAUCGUGGUGCGGCAGCCUGACGGCUCUUACCAGUGUUCGCCGUUUCAUGUCCGCUUCGGGAAGCUCGGCGUGUUGCGCUCCAAAGAGAAAAUUGUCGACAUCGAGGUAAACGGAGAAUCGGUCGACCUGCAUAUGAAGCUCGGAGAUAAUGGCGAGGCUUUCUUUGUGGAGGAAGAAGAAAACAUGGAGGUCCCAGCCCAUCUGUGCACCUCCCCAAUUCCUCUGGAGGUCCCCGAGGACACGGAUGUGAUCGCCGAGGGAUCCGGAGCCCGCAAGAAGCGGCGGCGGCGGAGGCACGUGCGUUAUGAUACUCAGCAGAGGGACGAAACCAACUCUUCGUCAGAAGAAAGAGACAAAGAGGAGCAGAGCACGAAAGACUCUGACGCUGCUCAGCGGGAGAGUCCUUCAUCUACACUCCUGCUGACCAGUAAAUCAGUGUACUACUCGAUGUCUGAGGAGCCAGAUGAGGAACUGGGGGCCACACAGGACAGAGACACUCAUCCACUUUCAGACGAAGAGCUCCCAGAGAAUCGGGCGGAUUCUCCUAAAAUCGACUCCGAGCUUCUGGACGAAGCCCCGGAUUUGUCUGAGCCCCAAAUGCAGUGGAACUGGGGAGGAUUUCCCACGCCCUGUGACCCAGAGAACGCACCAGGAGAGCUGAAGGCCACGUCUCACUUCUUCCCCAUUGAGAGACAGGACUCCUUUGACCUUGGCGACGAGGUCACGCCUUCCGAGAUAAUCGGCUGCGUGAAGCCACAGCCGACGGCGGACUCAGUUUGUUUAGACAGCAGCGCUCAGCAAACCAGCUCUUCAUCUCCGAAGAACUUUGACGACGAACUUUCCUCCCACGACGUCUUCAUGUCGUGCGUUUCUUCCACUGAAGUAGAUUCUGAGUUUACGGUGGAAGAGAAGGAGGAAAAAGAGUCAUCUUCUGAGAAGAUUGGCACUUGUUUCAACAAAAGCCAAGAAGGCGCCGAAAAAGUCAGUUCUGUAGCUGAAGGAGUUUCUGAAAAUGGAACUUUGAGCAAAACAGAAGAGCUGAUAAAAAAGAUGGCAGAAUGCACACUCCAAGAAUCAGGCCAGGAUAGUGGAGGACCAAAAGAUCCGCAGGAAGAAAGUGUCUCAACUGAGCAGAGAGAAUCGGAUUCUCCCUCAUCUGAGCAGAGAGAAUUGGAUUCUACACCUUCUGCUCCUGAUGGAGGAUUAGUGCCCAGCGCCGGUGGAGAAGAUGACGACACCACACUCGGAGCGACCGAUGAAUCACCCGAAAGCUCAGCCGCAGCGACGACUGCAGCACAAGCUGCCGACGCGGACACUGGGAGUGACGUGGCGAAAUCCUCCGAAGCAUCCUCCAAACUGGAGCAACAGGACGAGAAAAAAAGUAAACAGAUUCAUCCUGGAGGCUCGUCGGAUAUUUACCUGGAAGACCUGAACACUCUGGACCCGGAGGUGGCGGAGCUUUAUUUCCCCAAAACAGAGGCAGAGGGAGCGUUAACUCAAUUUGCUGAACAGGGCUUAGGUAGCCAUUCGCCUCAGUUAGUGGACAUUGGAGCAGUGGACAGUGGAACAGAGUACCUGUCUGAUUCUUCUUACGUCAUGGACGUCAGCAUGUCCCUUUGUGGGAAAGUAGGAGACACCAGCCAGAUUACCAAAGAAAAGUUCACAGAGCACCUUGUGACAUAUCAGGAUUUUAUCAACAACCCAGGAAUCAUUGAGGAUCCAAGUCUAGUCAUUUGCAUAAAUUCUAACUAUUACAACUGGGGAGUGGCUGCUCCAAUGAUCCUGUCCGUGACAGCGUUCCAAAAAAACCUACCAACGAGUACAGUAGAGAAGCUGGUGAAGGACAAGAUGUCCAAAAAGCCUGGCCGUUGGUGGUUCUCAUGGAGACGCAGAGAAAUGGACAACAAUAAGCAACAACAAUUAAAGGAGGAGCAACUGGCAAGUGUUUCCUCCCCAGUCCAAGCCACACUGGAUAACACUGAAGCUGUAGGGCUCCGACAAAAAGCUCCCAGUCUUUCUUCAGAAACCAUGUCCAUGUCCUUCAGCCACAUGUACCGCAAAUCACUACGUCUCACUUCCAAGGAGAUAGAUAGUCUAAAUCUGCGUGAAGGAGCCAAUAAAGUGGUAUUCAGCGUUACAUCGCAAUAUCAGGGCACCUGUCGCUGUGAAGCUGCCAUCUAUCUGUGGAACUGGAACGACCGGGUCAUCAUAUCAGACAUUGAUGGAACAAUCACCAAAUCUGAUGCGCUUGGUCAUAUCCUGCCUCAGUUUGGAAAAGACUGGACACACAAGGGAAUCGCCAAACUUUAUCACAAAAUACACAAAAACGGAUACAAGUUCCUGUACUGUUCAGCGAGGGCUAUCGGCAUGGCUACUAUCACCAAAGACUACUUAAAGUGGGUCAACGACCAAGGCACGGUUCUUCCUAAAGGCCCUGUGCUGCUGGCUCCCAGCAGCCUCUUUUCAGCACUACACAGGGAGGUGAUUGAGAAGAAGCCAGAGGUUUUUAAGAUCGCCUGUCUUAGUGACAUCAGGGACUUGUUCGGAUCACACAAACAGCCUUUCUACGCGGCUUUUGGCAACAGGACUAAUGAUGUUUUUGCCUAUAAGAAGGUGGGAGUGUCUGAGAGUAAAAUAUUUACAGUCAACCCAAAAGGAGAGCUUAUCCAAGAAAUGAAUAAAGGCAACAAGUCUUCGUAUAACCACCUGACUGGAUUGGUCGAGCAUUUCUUCCCCGUGGUGUCUGCCGAGACAAAUAACGCUGCAAUUUUGGUCUGUCCUGAAUACAGUAGCUUCUCUUACUGGAAGGAUCCUCUGCCCGAACUGGACAUGAGCAUACUGACAUAGACCAACUUCCAAUAUUGUGUCUAAGCCCUUUGCACAUAUGUGCAAAAUAGAUAUCAAUUCUCAGAUUUUCCCAGGACAACCACCUUUGAUAAGAACAUAAAGAAGUAGUUGUUGAGUUUUAAUACUACACUCGGAUAGAUUCCAAUUAAACUAUUUCGAGUCAAAGCCACUGAAUAAUUAAUAGCUUGAGCAUUUUUAGUUUUUCAAGAUAUUUCUCCUGUCACUACAUGUUUUAAUUAUUAUAAAUCCUAUUCAACAUAUUAUCUUAUGAAUCGUAUUGAAAAUGACACAGAGAAGAACUCGACUUUAAAAAACACACCAAGUAAUGCCUAAAUUGUAGGGAUGACUCAGUGAUAAUUUGCCUUACUUGAACCAUCUGUGUGUGUGUGUGAAUUCAUUGGUCUACAUAGCAUAUGGAGUUUUAUAGCUCAUUCUACCAAGAAACCAAAAACUGCUUAAAUAUGCAUAUCAAAUUAAUCUUAAUUAUAAGAUCUGUUUGAUCUCAUUGAGUUUAUGAGUCUGUUUGUGAUUAUCUGUUACAGCUUUGAAUUUGCACUUUACUGGAGAGAACAAAAUCCUUUGGACAAAAAGCAAUAUUUUAAACUCGUCCAAAACUAAAGGUUAUGCACCAUUAGAAUUUUAUGUCAUGCAGAAGGACCAUUCAGUCUGAUUAUUGUGACGCUAGGUCAUUGUUUCAUGCCAAGUUCGUAAUGGCACAAAUUGUACACUACACAAACGAGCAUCUGCAAGAAUCCACAUCUUGCAUUGCAGAUGUGGAUUCUGGCUGUAAACUGUUAAUGGUAAUGUCAUACAUAUUUAUUAUUUAGCGUAUUUUAUUGUCCAGCUGAUCUAAAAUUGAGUAGUUUUGUUUUGUAAAUCAAAUGUACAACAAAUGUGAAAGAAUUUUAAACAAUCUAUGUUGCGCACAUUGUAGUUGUGUACUUAUGUUUUUAGAGUAAAUACAUUUUACUUGAAAUAAAACCGCUUAUAAACAUUUUU